Ananas comosus (pineapple) is the source of this 762-nucleotide messenger RNA. Its product is annotated as H/ACA ribonucleoprotein complex subunit 2-like protein. NCBI's taxonomy places the organism in Eukaryota, Viridiplantae, Streptophyta, Magnoliopsida, Poales, Bromeliaceae. The coding region runs from base 82 to 546 and encodes 154 amino acids. Gene Ontology annotation, biological process: snRNA pseudouridine synthesis; rRNA pseudouridine synthesis. The record is from RefSeq and is a predicted model, not a curated record. The transcript has 4 exons. Gene Ontology annotation, cellular component: nucleolus; box H/ACA snoRNP complex. Gene Ontology annotation, molecular function: box H/ACA snoRNA binding.
CCUACGAGCGACGACUCCUUCCCACUCCCUUUGCUAAAACUCUAGCUCUCUCAGCGACGGCUAAAACCCUAAUCGCAUACCAUGGGAAGCGACAGCGAGACGGAGAAAUCGUUGAAGGAGAGGAAGAAGGUGAUCUCGCUGAUGCCCAUUGCGAAGCCCCUCGCGGGAAAGAAGCUCUGCAAGAGGACCCUUAAGCUCGUCAGAAGAGCUUCUGAAUCCAAGUGCUUGAAAAGAGGGGUAAAAGAAGUAGUGAAGAGUAUUCGUCGCGGCCACAAAGGGUUGUGUGUAAUUGCUGGAAACAUCUCUCCAAUCGAUGUGAUCACACACGUUCCUAUUCUAUGUGAAGAAGCCGGGAUCCCUUACAUAUAUGUCCCUUCUAAAGAGGAUCUUGCCACUGCUGGGGCUACCAAGAGGCCUACCUGCUGCGUGUUGGUGAUGACGAAACCGACUAAAGGCGAAUUAGAUGACGAAGUGAAGGAGAAAUUGCAGUCGGAGUACAACCAAGUUGCAUCUGAAGUUGUUGAGAUGGCAUCCUCCAUGUUCUAAAACACACCAUGGAAAAAAAAAAAAAAUAAAAAUAAAAAAAUAGAAAAAAAAGGACCGAAUUCAUGCCACAUCUGCAAGAAGUAUGCUUUAUUUGAUUUCACUUUGUCUUGUUCUAUGUAACGGCUAGUGGGAUAUUAUUGGUUGUUCCGGUUGAUUUAGUUUACCUGUUGGACAAUUUAUAACUGGGGUGUAUGAUGUCAAACUCCUUUAUUUUAA